Phytophthora nicotianae INRA-310 is the source of this 3140-nucleotide messenger RNA. RefSeq lists its product as hypothetical. The transcript is spliced from 4 exons. The record is from RefSeq and is a predicted model, not a curated record. Bases 1 to 2292 code for a protein of 763 amino acids. NCBI's taxonomy places the organism in Eukaryota, Oomycota, Peronosporomycetes, Peronosporales, Peronosporaceae.
AUGCGGGGCGAGAGCCAACGCUUGUCGUCGCACCUGAAGGCUGCGUACGCCGAGAUCGAGCGACUGAGAACAGUAUACAGCCAUGCAAUUGAGAGACUAGAAGCCUACGCACUACCGAAUCUAUCGCCACAGUCUGCUGCGCAGUGGUUCGAGAUGUAUCUCCGUGUUGUGGAUUUGGGGGUCCAGACCCGUCGCGGUGAGAUUCGCCACCGAACAACAAAAAUGUUUAAGUACCCGUGCAUGCACAAGACCGGCACCAAAGGAGCCGUCCAUUCAGGUCUGAGUAUUGACGACGGGAAUGGCAUUUUCCAGCGGAUGGAGAGUGGGAAUCUGGUUAAGGAGAGUUGGCUGGAGAAAUGGUUCAGCAAGAUGGAUGUAUUGGAUCGAGACGUCAUUGGAUCGCUAGACAAGAGAGUAACUCGAUGUCUCGAGGACUUUCGUAGACAAAGUAGUGCAUUUUACGAUCGAGUGGAAACAACAGGGAAGGAUCCUCAUGAAGGGAUGGUAGUAUUCGGAGCAUCUGGUGCUGCUGCCUCAAUCCUGGCGAAGGUCACCCGCACAUGUUUUGAUCCGCAAAGUUGUUCAUGCGAGGAAGACGCAGCACCUUGGGAAGAUUUCUGCCUCAAGUCAGACGACCCUCAAGCUCAAAGACUAUCCUCGGUUGUAGAUGUCCCUGUGGCACCAGUGAAUAAUGUGGGUAUUAAUGAUAUGAAGCGCCAAAUGGGCUUCGAAGAGCUCUCACGUGAAGAGAAAAACGAGGAUACCGCAGCACUUGCCAGGGAUGCUGCCGAAUUGGCUCGACGCCGGAUACCUCGAGGACGAAAUAUUGCUGCAGGUGGACAGAGUGCCCCACUGUCAGGUCGAAGUAUCUACCAUAAAAAGUGCGAAGAGAACGGCUCCAAACCAAAGCAACACAUGAAUGCGUUGUUAGUGGUAAAGAAGGGAUCUCAUCAUCUUAACUUGUCUGGCAUAGGCUUUCACUCUGCAGACGAUCUCCAGGUGUUAGUGGACAUUUUCUCCACACAGGGCUUGCCUCCUGUGAAGGAGCUGGAUAUCUCCUAUGGGUUUUUCAAUGCUGCAGCAUUUCAGAUGCUGUGUCAAUUGUUACGAGUGCCGGUGCUUCGCCAAAGCCUCGAGCGACUCAGCCUCCGUGGGAUUUCUCUUCCUGUGCGUGGUGACUUCGCUAGCCUCUUGCGUAUUUUAACUAGCGAGUCCGGCUCUUCCCUACCAGCGCUGGGUAACUUGAAGACGCUGGAUCUCUCGUUCAACACAUUGUGGUUCGAUGGUGCGACUCAACUCCAUCCACUGCUCAGUAGUCUCCCACAUCUCGAAGAGUUAUCGUUGGAGUCCUGCUUCCCUGAACCUGAAUCCUCAAGUGAUCGACAGAUGACACAAGAGAGUGUUCGUGCCGCUCUCGUGGAGGUGAGCAAUCGACUUGAACGACUCAAUUUUGGGUCAAAUUAUGCUGCCAUUGAAUCACGUUGGCUCGAUGCUUUGUUCACGCCGGGAAGCACGAUACAACGGCUAGAGUUGAGUCGAAUAAGCAGCUCUUCAACCGGUAUCAGUGGAUCUGAACCGAUGGACGUAGAUUGGCAUGCGGGUGAGGCUUGGGAUCUCCAGCAAUUAGAAACACUCAAAUGGUCCUCCAGCAGUGGCGUGUAUUCAGACAAGCUGCUUGGUGCUCUGUCUGCUGAGUUGCAAAGUGGCUUCGCACAGUUGAAACAUCUCGACAUUGUGUUCAACAUUGCGCCAGGCCAAACAAUGGACAAGAAGGCCGCCGAUGCAAUCAUACACAUCGCCGACUACGCGGUAUUAAGGUCGUGUCGAAUCUGCUGCUACACUCGCGAUGGUUCCUCUCACGGUAUUAGAUCGUCUAUAGCAAGACUUGUGGAGGAUGGUCUUCAAGAAUGUGAAAAUUUGACAUUGCGAAUGCCACAAUUGCAUCUUGAACCACGCACGAUCUGCGAACUAUUGUCGUGUGCUGUCGUUCCCAAGAUGACAAAGAUGACUCUGGCAGUUGGAAUCGCUUGUGGCGGUCAAGAUCAAACAAACUUCGCGUCAUGUUUUGUCCAAAUGCGAAAAAUUCAAGCACUUACGUUAGAAUUCCACGUUGCGAUCGAAGACCAAAGUAACGCUGUCGGGGCGUUUGUACGAGAACUGGAAGCAUCUUGGCUGGGAUCAAGUCCAUCUAGUGACCAGAGUGCAGUCAAAUUGCGUCGUUCCGUUGUCAUAUCCGAGCAACAGAAGGCAACAAAGAAGAUUUACCGGUGCCGCUUCUCGGCAACAUCGUGAGUUGAUAAGAAAUAUCAAGUAAACUGCAUACCGGCGGCCUCGAGACUGUGCAUCUCACGCAAGAGUGCUUUGGCCUCUUCUUUCUCUGGUCCCUGCAUAUCCAGCAGUCGGUUGCAGAAGAUGGUGGCUUCAGUGAACCGACCCAACUGCUUGUAGUAGUUAGCAAGAGAGAGAAUCGAAGCCAGCGCCUGAGGAGUAUCAACGCGGAUGUUCCCGCCACUGCCACCGGGCAGCACAAGGAUCUCUCUUUGAUCUUCAACUGGCUGUACUCUUUCAUCUUGAUCGUGCAGAACUGAUUCGGGAGCGCUGCGAAGACCGAGAUGCAUGAGGUAAUAUUUGGCAGCUUCGUGUUGCCGCCCACGUGCUGCAUACAGACGACCCAGGUGGUAUGACGCGAUGCCCUCGCGAUCUUGGUUAUUGACUGCACGGUGGAAGCACGCAAGGGCUUCAUCCACCUUGUUAAGCUUCUCGUAACAGCCACCCAGAGCACACCACAUCCGCGCGUCGUAGGGACGGAUGGCCACAGCUUUACGAUAAUAGUAGAUGCUGUACAGGAACAUGUUGAGGAUCUCGUAGGCCUGGCCCAGUCCAUACCAUGCGCGAUAAUCCCGUACGUUGAGAUCGACCGCGUGACGAUAGGCCUCAAUAGCAGCGCUGGUGUUCUUCAUCUCGAUAUACUCGUGUCCAAUUAGUGUCCAAGCGGAUAGGAAAUUCGGGUCCAAUUUCAAUGCACGAUGGAAGUAAACAAUCGCGCGAUCGUGCUUGUUCUUGAUGGAGUAGUAGUUACCAAUGAUACAGCACGUUUCCGGUCGGUAUUUCUCCACUUUAAGAGCUCGAUGAGCUAGUCG